CUUCUAUCUCUCUCUCACUUGUUCCUUUUUUCAGUCACAAGAAUUUUGUUCAGAGGAUAACUUAUCAGAGCAGCUAUGCAGGCCAUAAAGUGUGUUGUGGUCGGUGACGGAGCUGUAGGAAAAACAUGUCUGCUGAUCAGUUAUACGACCAAUGCCUUCCCUGGAGAAUACAUCCCAACAGUGUUCGAUAACUACUCAGCGAAUGUGAUGGUGGACAGUAAACCAGUGAAUCUGGGAUUAUGGGAUACAGCAGGACAAGAGGACUAUGACCGUCUGAGGCCUCUUUCCUACCCACAGACAGAUGUUUUCCUUAUUUGCUUUUCUUUGGUGAGCCCAGCUUCUUACGAAAAUGUCCGAGCCAAGUGGUUCCCAGAAGUGAGACACCAUUGCCCCAGCACCCCAAUAAUUCUUGUUGGUACCAAGCUGGAUCUGCGCGAUGACAAGGAAACUAUUGAGAAGCUUAAAGAAAAGAAGUUGGCACCAAUUUCUUAUCCACAGGGAUUAGCUUUAGCCAAGGAGAUUGAGUCCGUGAAGUAUUUAGAGUGCUCAGCUCUGACACAGCGCGGUCUAAAGACGGUGUUUGAUGAGGCUAUUAGAGCUGUGUUAUGUCCGCCACCAUCCCGACCCAAGAAGCACCCAUGUGUCUUGCUAUAAAGGGUUUCAGGUGAAGAUUCUCCAGCUUGUUCCAAAAGACAAUUGCUUAGCCCUUUAUGUCCAAAACUCCCCUACCACCCAAGUCUCCGCAAAUCACUCAUGUAACUAGCUGCUCUAGAACACAUUGUUCAAUACUAUCCAUUGCUUUUCUUCCCGCAGUUGUGCUUAAAUAUCCUUUUUCAUCUUGUAAUCCUGUAAUACUGUUCAGACUAUAAAUAAAUAUUUUGUCUUACUGUG
This is a messenger RNA of Pseudophryne corroboree (corroboree frog), 891 nucleotides long. RefSeq names its product Rac family small GTPase 2 (gene RAC2). Gene Ontology annotation, cellular component: cytoplasmic vesicle; cell projection; cytoskeleton. Bases 76 to 654 code for a protein of 192 amino acids. The transcript has 7 exons. Gene Ontology annotation, molecular function: GTP binding; GTPase activity; protein kinase binding. Lineage: Eukaryota; Metazoa; Chordata; Amphibia; Anura; Myobatrachidae. The record is from RefSeq and is a predicted model, not a curated record. Gene Ontology annotation, biological process: engulfment of apoptotic cell; small GTPase-mediated signal transduction; motor neuron axon guidance.